Molecule: messenger RNA, 1465 nt
Organism: Cebus imitator (Panamanian white-faced capuchin)
Lineage: Eukaryota; Metazoa; Chordata; Mammalia; Primates; Cebidae
Gene: GNG10
Product: G protein subunit gamma 10
Exons: 3
Coding region: 81-497 (138 amino acids)
Biological process (GO): G protein-coupled receptor signaling pathway
Cellular component (GO): heterotrimeric G-protein complex
Molecular function (GO): G-protein beta-subunit binding
Source: RefSeq, a predicted model, not a curated record
UGCUCAUGCUAGGGGCGCCAGCUUCGCUGGAAGACGCCCCGCUUUGCUGGUCCCCGACUCGGUUCUAGGUCCGGUUGCAGAUGCCACCCAGGUUUCGAGCGCUGAGGAGCAGAGAGCAAGGCCUCUGCUCGGGCCCCGCUGUCUCUGGCCUGCGGCUCCGCGCCGGGUGUGCUGGGGCGACUGGGCGGGCACAGAGGCUUCCCCGCCCCGGGGCGGUGCCCUCGCUCGAGGCUGGUGGCUCCUCCCCUCCCGGCCGGGCCCAGCAGCCCUCGGAGCUCAGCGCCGCCGCCAUGUCCUCCGGUGCCAGCGCGAACGCCCUGCAGCGCCUUGUGGAGCAGCUCAAGCUGGAGGCAGCGGUGGAGAGGAUCAAGGUCUCUCAGGCAGCUGCAGAGCUUCAGCAGUACUGUAUGCAGAACGCCUGCAAGGAUGCCCUGCUGGUGGGUGUUCCAGCUGGAAGUAACCCCUUCCGUGAGCCCAGAUCCUGUGCUUUACUCUGAAGACUCUAGGAGAGAAGUUCACUGAGGAGUGCCUUCAAGCACAAAGUGAUGAAUGACUGCCUUCAAGUCUCAAGAAAACACUUUUCCCUAGCCAAGUGACUUUAAGAGAUAUUUCAGCCCUUUCCUGGGGUCCGGUCCUAUAGCCGAAAUCACAGAAAUUCAUGAGUUUCUACUCAAGUAAGGAAACUGGGUGAAAGAAUAGAGUUUUAAAUAGUGAUAACCUGGUUUUCUGUCGAAAUACUUUUAUGCAUAAGACAAAAACCUUACCACCAAAUAUACCAAAACGCACCUCUUUCAUAAGUGAGUUGCUAAUCUUUCCAUACCUGGAAUAUCAUGUAUGUUUUAUUUACUGGAUGUUUACAUUUUAGGAAGGAAAAUAUUAUUUAAAAAGUUGAAUACUUGUAAUUUGUUCCUGGUAGAUUUUUAUACCAUAAAAAAAUUGUUCUCAUGAAUUUACAAUUCCUAAAUGAAGACAAAGUAUAAAUUGCUGGAGGGGGAAGAAUGGGUUUUACUAAUCGACUGAUGUCUUGAUUUUUCUAAAUGGGAAGAUUGUUUUAUUUUUAACACUAAAUAUGGCAGCAGUUUCUUAGCAGAUUUGUUUGGAAAAGUUAAUGUUGUGAUGUGCAUUAGGCUGCCCCAUGGUGUAUAUAAAUGAAGCCGAUUUGAUCUUUGUAUUCUCAAGUUCCUCUGCUUUGUAGUUGUAGCUGUACUUAAAGAAAUACAGGAUUUCAUAUAUUUUAAAAUGUUUAAAGUGUGACCCACAGAACAUUGUAAAUGGUUAAAAACUAACAUGAAAAUAUUACAACCUAAAAGAAUUCUUAAUGUCACAAGUGUUUUACUUUGAUGAUGUGCCUUUAAUUUGGGACACUUUUUUUUUUUUUUUAGAAGGAUGUGUUAUUUGUGUUUGUAACAGUCUUUGAAGAGCUUGGAAAUAAAAUUUCUGCUUAAUUAAUCAUUUUUCUAUGACA